Lutzomyia longipalpis is the source of this 420-nucleotide messenger RNA. RefSeq lists its product as uncharacterized. The coding region runs from base 16 to 420 and encodes 134 amino acids. Lineage: Eukaryota; Metazoa; Arthropoda; Insecta; Diptera; Psychodidae. Gene Ontology annotation, molecular function: odorant binding. The record is from RefSeq and is a predicted model, not a curated record. The transcript is spliced from 2 exons. Gene Ontology annotation, biological process: sensory perception of smell.
UGGUAUCUUCCAACAAUGCAGUUUUCCGCCUUUUUAAUUUGUCUCGCCUUUAUCUCUUCUACUGUCCACAGCCAAACGUUUGAAAUUUCACAGUCAAUUGUGGACGUUGUAGUGCCAUGUGCUUUAGAAACAGGUGCCACUGAAGAAGCCCUGGGCUCCAUUGAUAAAGGAGACCUCUCCAGCGUCAAGAAUCUCUUUGGUUGCUUCACAGACUGUGUAUCCAAGAAGAUUGGUGUUCUCUCGGAGGACAACAAUUUUACAGUUGAAAAAUUCAAAGAGAAAAUAAGUCAAUUUGCCCGAGAUGAUCUAGUUGAUGUGAUCGUAAAUCGGUGUAGUGCUAAACUUGGUUCUGGUGAAUGCCAAGUUACCGGAGGAAUCUACUACUGUAUAAUAGAAACUUUAGCAAUAAAUUUUGUGUAA